ACUGCUAGGGCCAUUCUAUAUUAAACAUAUUAUGAUGAAAAGUUCCUAUGUUCUGGUUGCAUAACAAGUUCCGUUGAAGUUCACAUGCUGUCAUCCCACAUUAAUUCAGCCACGCUAUCUGCUUUCUAUUGCACUGGAAUUGAAGUGUUGGGGUAACCUCAUUUUUGUAUGUUUUUUGUAAUCUCAUAUCUAGUAUCUACCAAAUAUGAAAGUGGGAAACAGAAGCAACCAGAAAGCAGGUUUGAAGCUGAUACUGCCAAUACAUACUAACAUUUGAAAAGCUCCUUAAGGAAUGUUCUGUUUCUAGUAAAAUCAAAGAUCCACGGUAGAUGAUUGACAUGAUGAAGCUAUGGAUGAUAGAAGUAAAAAAAAGUACAAAUACGUGAGGCAUAUUUUAUGGAUGGUCCUGUAAUUACUACCAAUGGUAUGUCAAGGUACAGAUUUUGUAAUCACAUUUGAGUACUUGCCAUUAAUCCAUUCUUUCUGAGGAUGUGUGAGUUAAGAGACAGAUUUUGUGAUCACAUUUGAGUACUUUCAUUCCGUCCCAAGGGAAUUUUUAGUUCUUUCACAGAAGACCUUGUAGAAUUAUCCAUAUGUGAUGAGAAUAUAACCAUUUUAUUAGAGACAAAACUGAGAUAUGAUAUUCCUCUCCUGUUAGCCAAGUUUCUGAUUCCAAAUCUUAUUAUGAACAAUCACUGUUUCUGUUGUAGUUACUUAGGGACAUCCCUUGUGCAAUAAGUGAAUGUCUUAGAGCGUGCUUGCCACUUAUUCGCCACCCAUUUGCUGUAGAUUUGUCUGUGAAAAGUAGUUCCGCAGGAUAUGAUCAGGUCAUGUUUGCUUGACACCUUUUUCAGCAAUCCAAGACCCUUACAAUUGUCUAAAGACUGAAGACAGCAAAGUUAUGAUACAAGUUUCUUCAUGACAAUAUCAAAGGUUAGCUCAAUACUCUUUAACCCUGUUAGUUGGUGCUGCUUUGUUCCAUGUGUGACUCAUUGGGAUCACCAUUCAUGGUUUCUGCUCUGAUUUCCUUUCUGAAAGUUCCUCACACCACUCUGUGCCAGUGGUACCAUGUUAAUCUUAUUAAGUCCACAUGCUUCAUGGCGAGCCAAAUGAGCUCUUGCCAGCCAGUUCAGGAAUCUAGAUCAGCUCGCUUGGCGACGAGCUGAGGAUUGUCUCGGUUUGGUAUGAGGCUGAGCCAAACCGAGCUUGAAUGGAACUGGAGAUGCUCCAUUAUUUUCAGUAUGCCAUUACCUCUCCUGUUUAUCUGUUUUACUACAGCUAAAGCUUUGUUGAUUCUCCAUUCUGCUUCAGCAUGACAGUCGUUCUAUUGACAGGUAGUGUAGGUCAGUCAAACAGUGUACCUCCAACCUUACACGAAAGCUCAUUCAUUAAUCUCCAGUCUUUGUAAAGUGAUUCAAGGUUCUUCCCUUAAAUCACAAGAAAAGCUUUUGCUCAUGAAGCUCCGACAUAUUCUACCAUGGAACAGCAAAGAGAAAGGCAACACACCAUGCACUUGGCCAGUUGGCCCCUUCAGAGAUCUCAUGGAAUCUAUUGCCUAGUGUCCUUUUGUCCCUUUAGAAAUCAUGCCCAUGCAUGCACACCUCCAUGGAAGAAUCCAUGGUUUCCUGACUCUCAAGUCAUUCGAUCUCCUUAAUGUUAUAUUAUAUUCAUAAAGGUAUCUGCAUUGGUUUGACACUGUAGGAACAAACUGACCUACAUUUCGCCACCUCUCUUCCAUGGCCAUAAAUAUGCACCAUGUAUGGUGAUCAACCCGGGGACAUUUUGGGUUCAUGACUUGCUUAGUGACUCGAGUGAAACUGAGCACCUUUUGCAUGGACAGUACCUUCUUUCCUGUUGAUACAGGUGCUCUUCGCUCAGACUCCCAUUAUAUUCCCUAGGAGAGUGGCACACCGGGGAAGGAGGGAAAGAGACGGGUCAGAGAAGGGUCUUUCCAGUUUCGUUUCACCCAUGAAGAGAAAGGAGCUGAUCAUGAACCGUUUUUUGAUCUUUGCAUGGUUCAUUGUCUGCACAGCAGGCGUCGAGCCGCAGGAGAAGAUGGAGUCGACCACGCCGAUCCCUACCCUGUCUCCUCCUGAAGGAAACACGACGUUCAUCGACGGUGUCACGUGGUGCGUCGCCCGUCCUGGAGUCCCCCAGGAGGACCUCCAGAACGCGCUGGACUGGGCGUGCGGCCAGGGUGCCGCGGACUGCUCGCCGCUGCAGCCUGGCGGCCACUGCUACCAGCCCAACACGCUCCUGUUGCAUGCCUCCUACGCCUUCAACAUCUUCUACCAGCAGAACGGCAACUCCGACAUUGCUUGCAACUUUGGGGGUGCUGGAUCCAUUACCAAGAGGGACCCAAGUUUCGGGCCAUGCAAGUUCCUAGCAUCUGAGACUUCUGCUGCUUCAGUGCUGAUGUUGAGGAGCACGCCGAUGAUCGGUGCUGCGUUUCUGACCGUGCUUCAGCUGAGAGUUUUCCAAGCUGUGUGCUGAGCGCCGUGUGUCGGUGGAUGGAUUAUGGAUGGCUUGGUGCUACCAAAGUAUCUAGUGCGAGAUUAACGAUGCUAUGGUGGUUUCUUUUUGCACUUUGUAGGAGCUAGUGCUACUUUUUUCUGUAAUUUCGCAAGGAUAUGUCUUAGGAUUGGGCUUAUUUAGAAAUAUACAAUUUGUACACAUAUAAUAU
Molecule: messenger RNA, 2683 nt
Organism: Lolium perenne
Lineage: Eukaryota; Viridiplantae; Streptophyta; Magnoliopsida; Poales; Poaceae
Product: major pollen allergen Ole e 10-like
Source: RefSeq, a predicted model, not a curated record